Equus quagga is the source of this 1686-nucleotide messenger RNA. Its product is annotated as coiled-coil domain-containing protein 74B-like. The record is from RefSeq and is a predicted model, not a curated record. NCBI's taxonomy places the organism in Eukaryota, Metazoa, Chordata, Mammalia, Perissodactyla, Equidae. The transcript has 8 exons. The coding region runs from base 341 to 1420 and encodes 359 amino acids.
CUGACGAGCAGUGCCAUGUCCAUGCCCAGGAUCCAAACCGGUGAAACCCUGGGCCGCCGCAGCGGAGCGCGGGAACUCAACCAUUGGGCCACAGGGCGGUCCCUGCCUUUUGAUUUUUGAGCCUGUAAUCGUACCCUCUAUUCAAAAAGUGAACUAUUAAAACACAACAAGCGAACGGAAUUAAAUAUAACGCCUACGUUGGCAAACGAUUCCCUGACGUUCAACUAAGCCAGAGGCUGCCUUUCCAGCCCACGUGCGCGCCCCGCGCCGGCCCAGGCCCCGCCCCCACCGCGCGCCCCGCCCCCACCGCGCGCCACACCCAGCGGUCGCGCCCGUUUCCAUGAGGACGCGGCGCCAGGCCGGGGCUGUCGGGCCACCGAGCUGGCGGACUUGCAGCCGCGGCGGCGGCGACAUGAGCGCGGCGGGAGUGGCGGCCGGGCAGCGGCCUCUCAGCUCAGGGGCCCUGGGCUCCCGGGGGGCGUCGCGCCCACGCCUGCGCCCGUCCGCCGUCCCCCAGCCCCCGGGGCCGCACGGCGCGCAGCCCGGGCUCAGCGAGGCGCAGAAGCGGGUCCUGGACCUGGAGAAGAGCCUGCAGUUCCUGCAGCAGCAGCACUCGGAGACGCUGGUCAAGCUCCACGAGGAGAUCGAGCACCUGAAGCGGGAGAACAAGGAUCUCCAAUACAAGCUAAUAAUGAAUCAGAAGCCGCCGAAGAGAGGCAGCAUCUCCAAUUCCAGUUUUCAGUCCAUCAAGUCUGUCUCAAAUUCGACAGUGUCAGCAAACUCUCAAGGCAAGGCCAGGCCCCAGCCUGGUUCCUCCAAGAAGCAAGACUCGAAAGCUGACGUUCCCCAGAAGAUGGAGCUGGAAGAGGAGCCACCAGGCGCCACCCUGCUUCACAACGGCAAGCUGGACAAGGCCGCUGGGACCCAGGGGCAGGCCAAAGACGAGGAAGUGGAGACCUCUAAUGCAGUGGCCACCUCAGUGGCGGGCAGCCAGCACAAGGUCAAGCAGGUGACGGGGGCACCCCCCUCAAUGAGCCUGCCCCCCCACCUGCGCAGGCCCACCACGCUUCAGCAGUGCGAGGUGGUCAUCCGCCAGCUGUGGAACGCCAACCUCCUGCAGGCGCAAGAGCUGCAGCAUCUCAAGUCCCUCCUGGAAGGGAACCAGAGGCCUAAGGCUGCCCCCGAGGAGGCUGGGCCAAGUUCUCCCAAGGACCAGGAGGCCCUUCACCUGGGGGCCAUGCAGUUCCCCAAGGUCCCCACCAAGGGCGUCUCUAAGAAAUGCCUGAUUCUGAGCCCGAUGCCAGUGGCGGAGCGAGCCAUCCUGCCAGCGUUGAAGCAGACCCUGAAGAGCAACUUCGCGGAGCGGCAGAAAAGGCUGCAGGUGGUGCAGAGCCGGCGGCUGCACCGCUCUGUGCUCUGAGCGCUCGCCCGCACCCUCCUUGCAGCCAGGCCUCCCACGACCUGCGGCUGGAGACGCUAACCCUCUCUACAUAGCACUUCAAAAGAAUUCUACUGCGCUUAAGCCAAGCUGAUUCCAGACAAAACUCAUGGCAGAGAAAGUACUUGGUUUCAGAACUGAGAAACUUUUCUUGCUCAGUAUUUUGUUAUUCUGCAUUUACACAAAAACAUUAUGAAGUAAGUAUUACCCUCCUUGUUGAAGACUGGAAAUAAAGCUCGUUUCUCCCA